Molecule: messenger RNA, 2163 nt
Organism: Entamoeba histolytica HM-1:IMSS
Lineage: Eukaryota; Evosea; Mastigamoebida; Endamoebidae
Product: ARF GTPase activating protein, putative
Exons: 2
Coding region: 1-2163 (720 amino acids)
Molecular function (GO): GTPase activator activity
Source: RefSeq, a predicted model, not a curated record
AUGAAUAAAAUCACUACACAAAUUAUGGAAAAUUUAGCUGUUAAGGCUGAUAAUAAAUUUUGUUUCGACUGUGGUAAAGGAGGUGCAACUUUCGUUGUUUCAAACUUCAAUAUUUUUGUUUGUCCAACUUGUUCAGGUAUUCAUAUGGAAUUUGGUCAUAGAGUCAAGUCAGUCUCAUUAGCCAUUUUUUCAAUGGCUGAAGUCGAUGCUAUCAAAAAAUCGGGUAAUAGUGAAGCAAAGAAAAAAUGGCUUGCUAAUCGAAAACCUUCUUUGCCACUCCCCAAACCAGGCGAAGUUGAAAAUAUCAGAAUGUUCAUUAAAGCUUGUUUUGUAGAAAAACAGUGGUCAGCAGAAAAUACCCAAUAUACUCAACAACAACAAACAACACCAUCUACCUCUCCACAAUUUCAAUCCCCUUCUCCAAAACAAAGUAAAUCCCCUCUCUCUCCACCUAAAUCAAGUAUUAAAACUAGACUUAGUAUUAAUUCACACCAAACCAAUUUUUUCAAUAUCUUGGAUUCAAAUGUCCAACCACACUCUACAGCAUCAGAAACUGUCCCUACUUUCGACUUUGUUCAAACUACUUCUACCUCAACACCAUCUACUCAACCAACUUCACAAUCCCCUUCGAUUCAAUCAGAACCUAUUGUAAAGAACAAAUAUGAUAUUUUAGCACAAAUUCAACUCGAACAACAACAACAAUCAUCUUCAAUAACUACUAAUUCUGUUUUUGAUUUUAUUGACUCAAAACAAGUUUCUCCUCAACCUUCUAUUCAACCUACUAAUCCUCCUCAACAACAACCAUCUCAACAACUCCAAACAACAUUUGAUUUUAAUCAGUCUUCUUCUCAACCAGUUGUAUCUCAACCACCAAACAAACAAGAAGCAUUUGACUUUGGUCAAACAACAUUUGAUUUUACUACAAACAAUCAACCAAAGACUAAUCCAACAAGUACAUCACCAUUCACCUUUGACUCAAACCCUUCAUUCAAUGAAGUACCAACCCAAUCACAACAAUCACCAAUUAAGGUCAUCCCUCCAAAAGUCAUUCCUCAACAAAUCCCCACUAAUGAUUCUUCUAAGGGAAUAACCCAAACUCCUUUAAGCAAACCUCAAACAGCAGAAACAUUUGACUUUAACUCAACUAUUCCUAAAUCACAACCUGCCUCUGUCAUUAAGUCAAGAACAAAUGCGUUUAAUUUUGACCAACCAAAACAACCUUCUAAAACUAGUCAAACAUUUGACUUUGGAGAAAGUCAUCUAGAAGAAACAAAAGACAUUCAAGAAACAACGCCAAAAACUAAUGUUUUAACGAACGAACAGCCAAAUGAAACAAACCAACCACAAAAAGAAAAUAACAAAAAACAAGAAAAUGAAUCUAGUGAGGAAGUUAAGAAGCCAUUAAAUUACAACAACUUGUAUGACAUUCUUGGUGGAAUUAAUGAAGAACCCAAACAAGAGACUAAAACAGAAAUGGGUAAAGUUGACCAUCAAGAAGAAACAACAGAGACUAAACAAAACAAUCAAAUUAAACGACAAAGUUCUGAAUUAAUGGAAAUUGAUAAUACGUUUAAUUUUGAUAAUAAAAAGGAAGAGUAUGUUGAUAAUCCAUUUGGUGAAGUUAGUGAUGACGAACUAAAAGAAGUUGAUGUUCCUACGAUGAAGUUUGAACCAAACAAUAAGUCAACAACAAAUAACUUAUUCUCAUUUGAUUUGGAUGAACCAAAGAAAGAAAAUAAAAAUCUUUUUAAUUUUGAGGAAUCUGCUGAAGAACCAACCAAAGAAGUUGAUAAUCCUUUUGCUACAAAUGAAACUGAACCAUCUGUCGAUUGUCCAUUUGAACCAAACAAUACAGAACCAAAUAAAGUGUCAAAUCUCCCAGAAGUUGAUAAUCCUUUUCAAUGUAUUGAAGAAAAACAGAACAGUCAAAGUCCAGUUGUUGUAGACAAUCCUUUUGAUUUUACUGAUUCAUCUAAUCAACCAAAACACCAAGACCAAGUAGUAGACAAUCCUUUUGACUUCUCAGGCAAUGAAAAUGCAAAAGAAGAAAAAGAAGUUGACAACCCAUUUGGAAAUUUUGAAGAGUCUAAAAGCGAAACAUUACCAGAAAUUGAUAAUCCUUUUGAAUCUUCAUCAAACGCAAAUACUUUGUUCCAAUUCUAA